AUGGUUUAUCUCCUUCGCUUCCAUUUCCUGCCUAUUUCAAAUUCUUCUCCGGACUGGUUCCUCCCAGCAGUCAACCUGCCGAGGCCGAACACGGGCUGUGGCCGAUUUGUCGUCGCGAAACAGCGAGAAGCAACGAUGGAAAACGUUUUCUGGACGGACUUGCGGGAGGAUUCGCGAUCUUCGGCGGGCAGUUGUAACAGCUAUCAAGGAGUUUCACGUGGUGUACGCUACCUAGGUGAAACUGACAGAGACAAGCCAGACAGCAUCGCAGAUCGACGCCAAGAAAGAGAAAGGCAUUGCCUGUAG
Messenger RNA from Toxoplasma gondii ME49, 306 nucleotides. RefSeq lists its product as hypothetical. Lineage: Eukaryota; Apicomplexa; Conoidasida; Eucoccidiorida; Sarcocystidae. The record is from RefSeq and is a predicted model, not a curated record. The coding region runs from base 1 to 306 and encodes 101 amino acids. The transcript is spliced from 3 exons.